AUGAGGCAGAUUGAGCUGCACGACUUCGCUGCGCUGGUCAGCGUCGCGGCCGUUGCAGCGCCGACGGCCAAGCCGCCAUUGCAAUUCACCGCCAACGGCACAUUUCACAUUUCGGUUUUCAACGACAUUCAUUUCGGUGAAAACGCUUCCGGCCAGGGCCCAUUAUGGGACAUGAAGACGUCCACAAUCAUGGCCUCCGUCAUGGACGCUGAAAAACCACAGCUCGUCGUCCUCAACGGCGACCUAAUCUCCGGCGACCAGUAUCAGGGCGCAGACAUUCUCGACCACAUUGACCGCAUCGUCAAGCCCAUUGUCGCGCGCCGGCUGCCCUGGGCCUCGACGUACGGCAACCACGACUCCAACUACAACCUCUCGCGCGACCAGAUGCUCAAGCGCGAAAAGACGUACAACGGUUCCUACACCGAGCGCAUGGUCGAGGGCAAGGACGCCGGCGUGACCAACUACUACCUGCCCGUCUACGCCGACGGCUGCAACGCCUCUUCUCAGUCUGGGUGUGUGCCGGAGCUUUUGCUAUGGUUCUUUGACAGCCGCGGCGGCGCAUACUACCGCACGCACGAUCGCCAGCCCGACUGGGUGGACACGAGCGUGGUGGACUGGUUCACGAAGACGAGCGCGCAGCUCGCCGCGCAGCACGGUCGGGUUGUGCCGUCGAUUGCGUUUGUGCACAUUCCCAUCCACGCCGCCGCCGUGCUGGAGAAGCAGGGGCCCGGCGGGCGCGUCGACCCCCGGCGGCACCCGGGCGUCGACGACGACAAGAUCAACGGGCAGAGCAGCCACGACUGGCUCAUGAAGAACGGCACCGCGUCCGCGUCCACACAGCAGCAGGAGGGGCAGAGGAUGGGCUACGGCGGGCACGACGUGCCGUUUAUGAAGGCGCUCGCGGCCGCCAGGGGCCUCGUCGGGCUCUUUUACGGCCACGACCACGGCAACACGUGGUGCUACCGCUGGACGGGCAAGCACGCCGGGCUCGACGACGUGGACGUGGAGCAGGGCACGGGACUGCAUCUGUGCUACGGCCAGCACACGGGCUACGGCGGCUACGGAAACUGGAUCCGCGGCGGGCGGCAGAUUGUGGUGACGCGCGACAAGCUGAGAAACGGCACGCUGGACACGCAUACGCGGCUCGAGACGGGCGAUGUGGUGGGCGCGGUGACGCUGAAUGCCACGUUUAAUGACGACGUGUACGAAGAGGUGCCGGAUACGAGGACGUCGAUGGUUGGGCCGCCGGGGAAGGGCAAGGGGAAGGGGGAGGGGAAGAGCUCGAGGAGUGAGGCGGGCGGUGUGCGGCCGGCGUUGGGGGUGGCAUUGGCGGCACUCGUUCCAGUGUUUCUAUGUCUAUCUUUGUAUUGA
Molecule: messenger RNA, 1371 nt
Organism: Akanthomyces muscarius
Lineage: Eukaryota; Fungi; Ascomycota; Sordariomycetes; Hypocreales; Cordycipitaceae
Exons: 3
Coding region: 1-1371 (456 amino acids)
Cellular component (GO): cytoplasm
Molecular function (GO): hydrolase activity, acting on ester bonds
Source: RefSeq, a predicted model, not a curated record